GAGACGUCGCGAUCCUAUUUUUCCUCCGUCGUUCCUCUCGUUUCCCCAGUGUCUGAAAGACUAUACAGGCUCGUACGCGAAUUACGCGUGUGUCUCCUCGAGCGUUCAGUGCCAGUGCUCGUCGCCACGCACCUGUCGAGAUCCUUUUUUUGGGGGAGUGGAGGACCAGGGCUGUCUCACGACCGUUUCUUCGCCAUGAAUGAUCGCUGAAAGUGGCAGAUAAUCAAGGCAAAGUAAAAGAACCAUCGCGCAAAAUGUCGAGAAUAUUGGAGGGAGUGGAUGAACGCCCCAUGGACCCGGGGCUCAAACUCGGCACCACUUGAAUGCGAAAGAAAAAGUACAAAUGAGCAGGACGCGGGAUGGGCAAAUCUUGGCUCUUGGUCCUGUUUCCUGCGACGAUGACGACAAUGACAAUGAUGGCGUACUUCACCGUAACGACGGCCACUCCAACCUCGGCGUCGUCCCUCUCGACAACCACCAACAACGACGUUGUCGAUACGAAAAAGUUGGAUAUCGAGGAAGCGUUGGAUGUGAUAGAAGCGGCGUCGACCGGAUCAUUGGGGGAAUACUGUGCCGCGACUGCUGGAUUUAAGUCUUUGCCAGCUGCUGCAGCCCUUGAUCCACGACGUUACGACACUGCACGCCAGAAAGCCGACAUGACUGCUCUGACGCUCCAAAAUUCUGGCACUAUCGGACCAUCGAGGCACAACGUGUUUUUAGAUGCUUUGGCGAAGUCUCUGCUGAUGUCGGUGAACGACGCCGUGGAGACGAGGGUGAUCGCGCUGAACAUGUCCACGGGGACUGUGAUCAACGCGGUUCGGUUGGAAAGGAGCCCAGGUAGCGUCGGUGAACCCUCAAAGGUCGAGAGCCACGAGCUCCAGCCAGGAUCUACACCUGAUCCAACUUUACCGUGGUUCGAGAAUGCGGGUGCCACCACGGGGUUAAGGUCACCGAAAUUCAUGCAGUCACCGGCGAUUGAAUCCUACAGGGGUUGGUGGACCAUCCCGUAUUUCUCUUGCAAAAGUCAUCGCUGGUUGAUCUCCUACAGCGUUAAUAUACUACCACUGGACUCACGACACGGGGUUCGAGAAUUUUUAAGCGUGGACAUCGACAUUAGCGGAUUAGAAGUGAACCAGUGCGACGUAUCGUCGCAAGAUACCGACAAUGAAGCGCUAAACAAUCAAAUAGCAUCUUUUAAAGGGACGCACAAGUGUCAUAAUGACACUACACAGUGCGAAUAUCAAAGUCCAUAUAAUGUCGGUGUCGGUGGUAGAUGGGCAAAGGGUGCAUAUGUAUGUAAAUGUCGAAAGGGCUAUUACAGCACGAGUCAACAUCGAUCUGGUUUUGAUGGGAUUCUCGUUGAAGCCGCCUGGAAAGAAAUGCAAGAAAACGUAAGCGAUUCUUACGCAAAGGUGUUUCAUUGCUUGCGUUGCGCACCCGGCUGCGCUAAGUGCAAAGGACCCGAGCCUUGCUUGGCCACGUACAACUGGCCGUUUAGAAUCACCCUUCUAUCGUUUUCUAUUUUCUGUGUGUUCGGUACCAUCAUCCUCGUGGCCUAUAUGUAUAAACACCGCAAGCUCAAAGUGUUCAAGGUUGCUUCGCCGAUAUUCCUGUCCAUCACACUUUUAGGUUGUGCAAUUAUGUACCUCGAGAUGGCCGCCAUAUUUCCCGUAUUGGACAUGUACUCCUGCAUCGCCACGAAAUGGACGAGACACCUCGGUUUCUGCAUCUCUUACACGGCGUUGUUGAUGAAAACGUGGCGAGUUUCCCUCACGUACCGUGUGAAAAGCGCGCACAAGGUCAAACUCACGGACAAACAGCUGCUGCAAUGGAUGGUCCCGAUAUUAUUAGUGAUGUUAAUAUACCUUGGCACGUGGACGUUAAGUGCGCCGCCAUCCGCCGAGGUGAUAGCCGACAACUAUGGUCUCAAGUUUUAUCAAUGUUCGUUCAAUUGGUGGGACCAUAGUUUAGCAAUCGGAGAGAUUAUGUUCCUUGCGUGGGGCAUCAAAGUGUGUUACAACGUCCGCAACGCAGAGAGUCUCUUCAACGAGGCCCGUUUAAUAAGCUAUGCAAUUUACAACAUAGCUGCUGUGAAUAUAACCAUGAUAGCCAUUCACCUUUUCAUUUUCCCUCACGCUGGGCCAGAUAUCAAGUAUUUACUGGGCUUCCUGCGCACGCAACUUUCCACUUCCGUAACUGUGUUUCUCGUGUUCGGGCCCAAGGUAAUUCGAGUUUUACGAGGCCAUGGAGAUCAAUGGGAUAGUCGUGCUAGGGCUCGUGGCAUUACAGCGAGCUUCUCGUUAAAUGGAACAGGUCUGGUACCAGAGGAAACCACAGACUUGAUUCAAGAAAAUGAAGAACUUAAGGAGGAAAUCCAGAAGCUAGCGGCGCAGAUCGAAUUCAUGAAAAUCGUUCACAUGGAGAUGUACAAUCGUCACAUAAAACCGAAAGCUGGCGGGUACUUUAGUACUCACGGCCACGGUCACGUCCAUCCGUCCUCGGCGCAGAGUCCCAUUGCCAAGAGUUCAACGGCCAGUUUUAUAUUGAAACAGACAGCCGUGGAGCGAGGAGCGAGCGCGGCCGCGGCUGCCGCGGUCGAGGAUUCGACUUUUCCUUCCGGGAGCUUGCACAGGGCACGCAGGAUGGAGAUCCUGAAGGAACGGAAAGCAGAGAGGGAGAGGGAACGAGAACGUGAAAGGGAGAAGGAAAGGGACAGGGAAAAGGAAAAGGAAAAAGAAAAGGAGAAGGAGAAGGAAAGAGAAAAGGAAAAGGACAAGGAAAAGGAAAAGCAGAAGGGGAAGGAACAAGAGAAGGAAAAGGAGCAGCAACAGAUUGAAAAGGUGGAAGAGUCGAAGCAGGAAAAGCAGGAAAAGCAGGAGGAAAAGGAAAAGGAGAAGGAAGUGGAGAAGCUAGAGAAAACGCAACAAAAAAAUGCAGAACCAAGCGGAGAAAACGUCUGACUAGUACUACAUAGCAAAGAGAAUCUUGGGUCUUUAAAGUGAUUCUUUUCCUACUACUGAUUACUGGAUAUGGUUGUGACGAAUGCAGCGCGGUAAGAAGAAUGGAAGAAACCAGGGGUGUGCAAAUCGUGCGAAUAAAAAACAUAAAAGGAGAAGUAAAAUUAAAUUUACUUUCGUAAACGUUAUACCGAGAUGUCCAUUACGAAGAAACGACAAGGAUCGUACAUACUAGCUAUCGCAGUUAUUAUCCUGGUGAUUCGCGUCGAGGAAAUCGUAAAUUAGACGUUAUUUCUAACUCCUACUAGAGGCAGCUUAUAGUUCGUUGUUUUGCAAAAUCAAUUAUUUUGGUACGUUAUUUUUUAACGAACAAUUAACUGACAGAGGAGAAGGAAUUCUUAAAUAUAAUUAUGGCGUCCGGUACGUUCCAAUGAAUGCUUUAACGAUACGUGCCAUUUUUUUAAUUAAUUACGACAAACAAGAACGGAGAAAACCAAAGGUUGUAAUAGUAACUGUUAUUUUACAGUCCGGUUAAUGUAUUGCUUUUCGUCGUUAAAGGCACAAGUUGAGUGUUCGUUUCUUUCGUAAAAAGACGUCUAGAUAAAUGUUUCUAAAUCCAUUUGUUACGAAAUUUCUAUCGUUAACGCGCGGAGCUUUUUGACACAAUUGUAAAUAAAUAUUUGUCGGUGCUGUACACGGUAACAUUCGAAUAAUGUAAAACUCCGAAGGUGAUGGAGCUUUUCUCGCUCUAUGUCCCGUUACGAUAUGAGUCAGUGUAGCUUAAUCAUUUUUUAUGUUACAGAACAUAGUCUCCGGAAGUAUAUAAUUCGUACAAAGAAACGUAUGGAAUACUUUAAAAAAUAAUUCACGAGUCUUAUAGUUUUCCAAGGU
Molecule: messenger RNA, 3848 nt
Organism: Colletes gigas
Lineage: Eukaryota; Metazoa; Arthropoda; Insecta; Hymenoptera; Colletidae
Product: probable G-protein coupled receptor CG31760
Exons: 19
Coding region: 360-2960 (866 amino acids)
Biological process (GO): G protein-coupled receptor signaling pathway
Cellular component (GO): membrane
Molecular function (GO): G protein-coupled receptor activity
Source: RefSeq, a predicted model, not a curated record